AUGCCCAUCACUUAUUUUUGUCGAAUAUUGCUUACAAUCCGGUAUGUGAGCCCUGGAUGUCAAUCUCAAUGCGUCAAUUGCAUUCCUCCAAGUUAUCAGUACGUUGUGAACCUACCACCUAAUUAUGGUCCUUCACAGGCGACUGUGUUUUCUACUAAUAAUCGAUCACCGUGUUGCCCUCCAACCUCAAAUGUGCAAACAAUUCAAACCGCUCGCGCUUUCACCAAUAAUGCCGGUGCACAAGCGAGUCAGGUGGUGAUGUAUUAUAACGGACAACGAAUUAUUGCCAAUGGACAACAAAACAACAACGCGAUGGUAUCGGAUUACCCACAGGGAAGCACCAACUACCAGAACCCUGGAACAUUACCGCCACGUGUUAAUAACAACUAUGCACCAUUUAGUACUGCACCUCCUAAUAACUUUAAUGGAGGAGUAAUGCAGCAACCUCAAGGACCGAUUAUUGGUGGUAAUGUUAACGGCCAGCAGCCGCAAGGAAUUGAUGUUGGCGGAAAUGUGAACCAGAAUGGUGGAAUUGAUGUCGGAGGCAAUGUUAAUCAGCAAGGUGGUCAAGAUAUUGGAAGCGGAGCUGCACCAUACUCUACUACUGGGUAUAAUGUUGGUCAAGGGAUCAAUCCUACAACUCUUGCGCCAGCGCAAGAAGUGGGAUACCAGCCAUUCGUUCCAGCAGGAAACGUGCAAUACAACAACAAUCAGCCAGGCACUACCAUUUAA
Molecule: messenger RNA, 732 nt
Organism: Caenorhabditis bovis
Lineage: Eukaryota; Metazoa; Nematoda; Chromadorea; Rhabditida; Rhabditidae
Source: the annotation of a GenBank genome assembly